Macrosiphum euphorbiae (potato aphid) is the source of this 780-nucleotide messenger RNA. The record is from the annotation of a GenBank genome assembly. NCBI's taxonomy places the organism in Eukaryota, Metazoa, Arthropoda, Insecta, Hemiptera, Aphididae.
AUGGCGGACUCCAGAUGCUGUUUCGGGUGUUCUAACGUGCGCAAGGGUGCGUGGGUGAUAUCAAUUUUCGACAUGUUAAUUUGUAUAAUACUCAUGGUGAGAGCUCUUACUACGCUAAACAUCACCCCAUAUACAUAUACAUACAAAAAAUUGAAUUCGUAUGAUGAUGGAUCAACCAUCUCCAGUGACCAUCGUGUUCAACUAUUGGAAAAGGAUUUCAACCUAUUUAGUCAAUUAUUUAUAAUUUUUCUAUUUUUUUAUGUCAACUUGAAUCUAAAGAAAGCCACUUUUAUACGGAAUGCUCAAAGUAUCAAUCAGUGGUUGGUGAUAAACUCAAUAUUUUUUGUAUUUUUUGUUCUUUUUAUUGGUUUUACUACAGUAAAAAAUGCAUCACCUGAUAUAAUUCCUAUUGGAAUUCCUGUAAGCAUAGUGGUAGUGUAUCAGAUUUAUGUGGUGAAAUGUUUUUAUGAUGAUGAACUUAAUGCUAUAACUCCACCUACGUUGCAUGCCACGCCAUAUGUGACCAUAACCAGUCAAACCCUGCAGACCCCAGUCUAUCCUGUGCAAGGUGGACCUUAUGUUAUUCAACAAGUGCAUCAGCCCAUUACACAAGCUCCUUAUCCUCAGCAAACGUACCAGUAUCAGCCACAACAGCAAACUUCUUCUCAGUCUCACGUUGCUAUGCCUGUGCCAAGCCAACAAAGCCUUCAAGAGUAUUGUAACCCACCGCCGUAUUCACCAAGUUAUAAUACACAAGAAGGUCCUUCAGUGAAACAAUAA